Messenger RNA from Amborella trichopoda, 2962 nucleotides. RefSeq names its product isoamylase 1 (gene ISA1). Gene Ontology annotation, molecular function: hydrolase activity, hydrolyzing O-glycosyl compounds. Gene Ontology annotation, biological process: carbohydrate metabolic process. The record is from RefSeq and is a predicted model, not a curated record. Lineage: Eukaryota; Viridiplantae; Streptophyta; Magnoliopsida; Amborellales; Amborellaceae.
AAGGGCAUGCAUCGACAUUUUGAUGCACUUUUAAAGGCAAUUUCGGUACUUCUGAACUUUUCGGGAUUCGCUUUAAAAGCGACAGCGUUAAGUAAUGGAGCGGGAACUUUCAGUGAGAAGAUAGAGUGGGAGAGAACCAAACCAGAAGAGUCGCGCUCCGAUGUUCCCUUACACUGAAUCCUUGUGAUAUCUGUGCUUCUGUAGCUGGAAUCACAACCUCAAUACUGGGCUUGUGGUCUCAAUAGCCCGUAGUUUUCAGCCAAUUUUUCAUCAAUUGCGCACAAAAGGGGUCAUAAACUCCAUGAGGUUUGGCCAUGGUUUCAUCAAGGAGCCUUUCAUGCUUGGGUUCCUCUCUUUCCUGUGAUAUUUGUCCGAAGAAAUGGAGGAGUUAUUCUACAGUCACAUAUUUUAGGCCAUGUGGAUGGAGAUUUGAGCAAAAGCAGGUUUCAUUUCCCAGAAAAAGACAUAAUCUGGCUAUAAUGAAUGAGAAUGGGGCUGGGGACGAUUCUGAGAGAGUUAAAGGGGAACCGUCCACAGUUGUGAUUGAGAGGCCUCCAAGAUUCAAUAUAUUAAAAGGGAAACCUUGGCCCUUUGGUGCUACUUAUAGGGAUGGUGGUGUGAAUUUUGCCUUGUGUUCGAAUGGAGCUUCCUCUGUGACUCUUUGUCUGAUGAGCCUUUCUGACUUACAAGAGAAUAAAACGAGUGAACAGAUCUACCUUGAUCCACUGAUAAACAAGACUGGGGAUGUUUGGCAUAUAUUUCUUAUGGGAAAUUUCGAGGAUAUGCUCUAUGGUUAUAGAGUUGAUGGGGAGUUUUUCCCGGAGAAGGGGCAUUUCUUCGACUCAUUGAAAAUUUUAUUGGAUCCCUAUGCUAAGGCAGUUGUAAGCAGAGGAGAGUAUGGUGUCCCCGGGCCUGGAGGAGAUUGUUGGCCCCAAAUGGCUGGGAUGGUUCCUUCACCAAAGAAUGAUUUUGACUGGGAAGGAGAUUUACCUCUGCGGCUUCCUCAAAAAGAUCUCAUAAUCUAUGAAAUGCAUGUCCGUGGUUUCACAAAACAUGAUUCCAGCGAGGCGAAUUUCCCAGGAACCUACCGUGGUAUGGUGGAGAAACUUGACCACCUAGAGGAACUCGGAAUCAACGCAAUAGAGCUUAUGCCUUGUCAUGAAUUCAAUGAGCUGGAGUACUACAGCUAUAAUCCUGUCUUGGAUGAUCAUAAGGUGAAUUUCUGGGGUUACUCAACAGUUAAUUUUUUCUCUCCAAUGAUGCGAUAUUCAUCAUCUGGUAUGCAAAACUGUGGCCGUGAUGCAAUAAAUGAAUUCAAGCUUCUUGUUAGAGAAGCUCAUAAACGAGGCAUUGAGGUCAUUAUGGAUGUUGUUUUCAACCACACAGCUGAAGGAAAUGAGAAAGGUCCUACUUUUUCGUUCAGAGGCCUUGAUAGCUGUGUCUACUACAUGCUGGCGCCAAAGGGUGAAUUUUAUAACUAUUCUGGCUGUGGCAACACCGUCAAUUGCAACCAUCCUGUUGUCCGCCAAUUUAUAGUGGAUUGUUUGAGAUACUGGGUAACUGAAAUGCAUGUUGACGGGUUCCGGUUUGAUCUUGCAUCUAUCAUGACCAGAUCAUGCAGUUUAUGGGAUGCAGCCAAUGCCUUUGGGAGCCCAAUAGAAGGCCACUCUAUAACAACUGGCACUCCAUUGAGCAAUCCUCCUUUGAUUGAUUUGAUCAGUAAUGAUCCUGUUCUCAAUGGAAUCAAGCUUAUUGCGGAAGCAUGGGAUGCAGGGGGUCUUUACCAAGUUGGAGGUUUUCCUCAUCAUGGUGUGUGGUCAGAGUGGAACGGCCAGUACCGUGACAUAGUCCGCCAGUUUAUCAAGGGCACAGAUGGACUCUCUGGGGUUUUUGCUGAAUGUCUUUGUGGAAGCCCUCAGUUAUACCAGGGAGGAGGAAGAAAACCAUGGAACAGUAUCAACUUUAUAUGUGCACAUGAUGGCUUGACAUUGUCAGAUCUGGUGUCAUACAAUGAGAAACAUAACUCAGCCAACGGUGAAGGGAAUAACGAUGGUGAGGAUCAUAAUAACAGCUGGAAUUGUGGACAGGAAGGAGAAUUUGCAAGUUUACCUGUACAGCGCUUGAGGAAGAGACAAAUGCGAAACUUUUUCCUUUGUCUCAUGGUGUCACAAGGCACACCCAUGAUAUUCAUGGGGGACGAAUAUGGACAUACCAAGGGAGGGAACAACAAUACUUACUGCCAUGAUAGCUAUAUAAACUAUUUCCGAUGGGACAAGAAAGAAGACGCAUCAUCUGAUUUCUUCAGAUUCUGCCGCCUCAUGACAAAAUUUCGCCGUGAGUGUGAAUCUCUUGGUUUGGAUGAUUUUCCAACUGGAGAGAGGCUGCAAUGGCAUGGCCACUCACCUGGGGUGCCUGACUGGUCUGAGUCCAGCCGCUUUGUUGCGUUCUCACUGAUGGGUUCCAUCGAGGGAGAGAUUUAUGUGGCCUUCAAUACCAGCCAUUUACCAGUGACCAUCGAGCUUCCUGAGCGACCUGGUUAUCGAUGGGAGCCCCUUGUCGACACCAGCAAGCCUUCUCCAUAUGACUUUCUCUCUGCAGAUCUGCCAGAUAGAACCACAGCCAUACAGCAAUAUGACCAUUUCUUGAACUCCAACAUAUAUCCCUUGCUUUCCUACUCGUCAAUCAUUCUCACACUUGCCCCAGAUGACAAUUCAUGAGCAUCCUUUAGUUUCUCUUUCUAUCAUCUUUUCUUUUCUUUCAUCUCUCUCACCUCUCUUGUAUGCUCAUAAUCCUUCAAUCUUGUAAGCUCUCUCUUUCUCAUAUUCUGACAAAUCUUCAAUCUUUUACUCUGCAUAAUGUGCUGAUAAUUCUUCUGCCUUCUAUCCAUGUAAAGUGAAAUAAAACCAUGUAUAGACUACAAAUCAUAUAGAAACAAGCAUUACGAAUAUUUUCUUUUUAUUCA